This is a messenger RNA of Camelina sativa (false flax), 766 nucleotides long. RefSeq lists its product as uncharacterized. The record is from RefSeq and is a predicted model, not a curated record. Lineage: Eukaryota; Viridiplantae; Streptophyta; Magnoliopsida; Brassicales; Brassicaceae.
UCCGUGUCGUCUCUAGGGUUUUCUUUUACUUGAGAAAAAAGAAUGGAUCCCAAAUCCAGCGAUGUCGAUACUGUUGAAGAAGCAAAUUUAGAGACGCCGAGAUCCCUCUAUACUAUUGAAGAAUUAAAUUCCAGGCUAGAGUUUGAGAGAUUCAUUAAAAGAUUCGCCAAGAUUGGUUUCAAGGUGCUGGAAAAGGACGAGAUUUCCACGUCUAGCGAGGAAGAAGACGAGGACGAGGAUAAGGACAGCGUGGAAAGCGAUCAGGAAUGGGAUGUUGAUAGUUUCGAGGGUUGUGAAUACGAAUCUGAUCCUGAAGAGUCUGAGGAUUGGCGUCGCUACGUGCGCCAAUGUUACAAAAGCGAGGGUUUCGAUGUGCCACGAGAUUGCGUUCCCAAGCGGACUUCGGGUCGAAUUUGCUGUGGAUUCUGUCCCGUUGAACUUGAUGAAUACUUUAGUCCGCCCGACCUUACAGGGCGUCAGUACAUGGAAAACAUGCUCAAAGUCGUCAUUGCCAAACACAACGAAACAAAGAAGAAGAAUUUGGUGCUGGACCAUAUCGUGAGGGCCGUUGUGUUAAUGGGAGGUAAGGUCAAAGCAUACAUAACGUUCAUGGCUAAAGAAACUCCCGAGGGAGAGCUCGUGGAGUAUCAGGGCAAAGCUGAAUGGAAGGUCUGGCAGAGAAACUUCCAUCCACUCCUCUGCAGACCAGCCUCUGAGCAGAGACAGUUACCCUAGGUUUAUUAUAUAUUUUACUCUGUUUAUUUGG